CGCCGCACAAGUCGGCAGUUAAUCAGCUGUGCAGUGGUAAGGAAACCAAAGCUAUGCCCGGAACUUCAUUCCUCGGCUCCCCCCUCCUCCUCUCGCCACCCUCCGCCACCGCCAAGCCCCUGCGCCACCAACCCACAAUCAAAAUGUCCCUCAACCCAAACCCCAUCGCCGCCAUCACAAAGCUCCUCUGGGGCCAGUCCCUCCCACCCAACCUCCUCAUCUCCACCGCCCGCUCAGCCUGGUCCUCCGCCUGGCACCUCAUGAUGUCCCAGCUCGCCCAAUCCGACCCCACAGGCGGCUACACCCGCCCCGCCUCCCAAUUCCGCCGAACCACCGCCGACCCAUCUCUGUCCCGCCGAAACCUCCACCUCUAUGUCGGCCUCCCCUGCCCCUGGGCCCACCGCACCCUGAUCGUACGCGCCCUUAAAGGCCUCGAAGAAUCCAUCCCCGUCUCAAUCGCCGCCCCCGGCUCCGACGGAUCCUGGGAAUUCAGGAAUAGCUCUAUCCCCGACCGGAAUAAGGAUAUCCUUGUUCCUAGCUUGGAUAAGGCCAAUGGCUGUAAAACCUUGAAACAGGUCUAUAAUCUGCGCAGGGGAGGAUACAACGGAAGGUCCACUGUUCCAAUGCUGUGGGAUGCCGAUCAGAAAGAGGUUGUUUGCAAUGAGAGUUACGACAUCAUAGAAUUAUUCAAUUCCGGUUUAAACGUGAUAUCAAGUAAUCCGGGAUUAGACCUUUCUCCUCCUCCAUUGAAGAAAAAGAUGGAUGAGUGGAACCAAAUUAUCUAUCCCAACAUCAACAAUGGUGUUUAUAGGUGUGGAUUUGCACAAAGCCAAGAAGCAUAUGAUAGCGCGGUAAACGAGCUGUUUAACACUCUAGACAUGGUGGAUGAGCAUUUGGGGAGUUCAAGGUACUUGUGUGGAGAUGCAUUGACACUUGCAGAUGUGUGUUUGUUUACAACUUUGGUAAGGUUUGAUGUUGUGUACAAUGUGCUAUUUAAGUGCACUAAGAAGAAGCUGAUUGAGUAUCAAAAUCUUCACGGGUAUAUGAAGGACAUUUACCAGAUUCCAAAAGUUGCAGCUACUUGUAACUUGGGAGCUAUUAUGGAUGGAUACUACAAGAUGCUUUUCCCAUUGAACCCGAGCAGCAUCCGACCCACCAUUCCUUCGGGCUGUGAACAUGAAAUGCUAUGCAAACCUCACAACAGAGAAUCCUUACCAUGGGUUGAAAGAGAUGUAGAUGCGCUUGUUUCAUAGAAGCCAUUUGGUUAUGUAGUUACACUCCUUAAGAUGGGAUGAUAGACUGAAUUCUUUUGGUACUGGAUCAUCAAAUAACGAACAUAGAAAUAAACAUUUAUGUACAUUAUUUCUGAAAGAGAUAUAGCAGCGUAGCUCUACAUAUACAUAAGCUCCAAGAAAUUUCAGUUGCUAACAAGAGAUCCCCAAUUCAAAGUCUUGAUGAGGAUUUUUUUGUAGUUUUAUAGCUUUGAUUGGUGAAACUUAAGUCAGUUUAAUUGAUCAAAUUUCCGGAGUACUACUAGAUAAUGCAUCUGUCUUGGUAAGAAAGAGUAAAGCGUGCAGGAUUCUAAAGCCCACAAGAACAAGAAGCUGCACAACCAAUGGAUCAAAACAGGCUUCCGAGAUAGCUUUCAUAGACAAUGCACUAGGUUUACUUGCAAACCAUGGAUCAGAUAUAUUAGAGUCCUGAACAUUGUCGGCUAUCUACAAUGGGAGUUGAGUCAAAAAAAAAAC
Molecule: messenger RNA, 1748 nt
Organism: Sesamum indicum (sesame)
Lineage: Eukaryota; Viridiplantae; Streptophyta; Magnoliopsida; Lamiales; Pedaliaceae
Product: Glutathione S-transferase family protein
Cellular component (GO): cytoplasm
Molecular function (GO): glutathione transferase activity
Source: RefSeq, a predicted model, not a curated record